Molecule: messenger RNA, 3383 nt
Organism: Mya arenaria
Lineage: Eukaryota; Metazoa; Mollusca; Bivalvia; Myida; Myidae
Product: scavenger receptor cysteine-rich domain superfamily protein-like
Exons: 15
Coding region: 362-3181 (939 amino acids)
Cellular component (GO): membrane
Source: RefSeq, a predicted model, not a curated record
UUGAAUAAGCAUACGCCUUUGAAUCGUUUGAAUCGUUUUAGUAAACACACUUUGGAUAACUUUUCAUAGGUGUGUUUCAAACGAGUAAUUUAGAAUUAAAGCUUGAAAUAUUUCGUUAUAUUAGUACGUGGUAUUAAUUGGUAAUAAAUGUUGACAUAACGGAUUGUUAUUUGAAAUUAUCAUUGAAAUACCGAAUAAGCUCAAUAUUAGUUUCAAUGCGCAUUAAUCCUGACUAAUUCAAAGCAUAAUCUUAAAAGAAAACACGAAAGAAUCUCAAAGAUAAGAUAGGCUGUUGGUUAAUGAAACACAAAAACACGUGGACACGUUUUGUUGUUUAAGUGGAUAAAGAAAAAAAAGGAAUAUGAUAUUUCAGAACGUUUUAGCUUUAGCGGCAACACUUGUCCUGGUACUCAUUCAGCUAGGAUCAAUGGAUAUGGUGCGUUCUUCUGAAGUGCGCAUCACAGGUGGCAAAGACUUCCUUGGUGUGGUUCAAUUCAAUGAAAACGGAACGUGGUCUAGCCUUUGUACUGAUGGGUUUGGGAAGACAAAUGCGAAGGUUGUGUGCAGGCAGCUUGGUUUCAAGAAAGGUAUUGCUUUGAAAAUGAGCUCUUUUGCAAAUGCAGUUCGUCCGAACAUAUCUUGUGUUGGCAAGGAGACCUCAAUAUUGAAAUGCAAAUAUAACAUUGGAGGGCGUUGCAAGGAAAGUUGGAAAAAUGCCGGAGUUCUAUGCUACAAUCAAAACAAACCUUCAGUUCGCAUUAACGGUACACGAAACUCCGGUCGUGUUGAACUUCAAGUUGACGACAUCAAUUACACAUUUUGUGAAAGUAUGUGGCAGAGUGGUCCAUCUAGAACAGCCUGUAGGCAAUUCGGGUUCAACGACGGGCUGAGAAGGAUUUAUCCGAAUGGUAACAUGACCAUGCUAGCUAUCAGCAUCUGGUGUGACUAUAAGGACCAAUCAAUUUUCUCGUGCUCCUGGUUCUUGAAAGACGAUUCCACAUGCCUCGAAGUGAAUAGAGCUGCUGGCGUGGUGUGCUAUAAUAAUGUGCGUAUUACUGACGGUUGGGAGAACGACACAAUGAUUGCUGGUGUAGUGGAAAUGUAUUAUCCCGACUAUGUUGCUACAACGAAUUGGUUUACCAUGAGCCCUACUGGUUUCGACGAAAGGGAGGCACUGGUUGUGUGUCAAGAACUUGGCUUUCCUUACAGUAGACUUUUACCGUUAGGAUUAUUUGGGGCAAAGAGCAUCCCCAUUUUCCACAAAUUUAAUUGUAGUGGAAGUGAAAUUAGUUUUGCCGACUGUGAUUACGGAAAGGCAACCCAAGAAGACUUCCACAUCGUGUAUGCCUGCUAUAUAAGACCAUAUGGAGAUUGUUGGCAGCGGUCAACUAUGACCUACGAGUACUCUUCUAUUGUCUGCUCCGUAUACCCAUUUGGGAACGAAGGAAUGAGGGUACUACCCGUUGACCAUUCACCUACCAUAGUGUAUGUGGAGAAAGACGGAAUAAAGGGAGUUAUAUACCCUGAAGAUUGGGACGAUAAUGACGCCAAGGUCAUGUGUCAACAGCAGGGUUAUAAAACAGGUGUAGCCCUCGGGCCGAAGUAUGCAGAUCCAAGUUACCCAUACUGGAUGUCAAGCGUGCAAUGUGCUGGAACAGAAGGACACAUUGAAAAUUGUACCUUUGAAGAAAAACCUCCUCUUUGGAAAGCAUUCUCAUUCAGGGACUUUCGCAGCGCGGCACAAGUGCAUUGUACAAAUGGCACAGGUGUCGAUAUACAACUUGAUGCAGGAACAUCGCCAAACUCAGGAAUGGUGAAGGUUUCUGUUAGCGGGGAGUGGGGCGUUAUCUGCGAUAGAAACUGGACUAAUAUGGAUGCGAGGGUAGCCUGUCGGCACUUGGGCUUUUAUGACGGUCUUGCUGGUACCAAUGUUAACAAAUCAUUAGGAAAAGGUCGUUUGUGGUUGCACGACAUAGAAUGCAGCGGUGAAGAAAAGUCUAUAUUCUCCUGUCCGGGAAGUUUUAAUGUUACGAAUCAACAAUACUAUGAUAAGUGCAUGGCGUAUGUUUUCUGUACGGAAAAAGUUCGACUUCAACCCAAUGUGACAUUUGGCGCUGUUCAAGUAUGGGACAGAGACAACUAUCAUCUUGUGUGUGCAGAAGGUUUUGAUAAACUUGCUGCUCAAGCAGUGUGUCGAUCCCUUGGGUUCGCUUAUGGAACAAGCAUAUGUUGCUCCGCUUUGGGACAAAUGGAAUACGAUAUUGUAUAUAGCAAUUUCAAAUGUACUGGUAUCGAGUCAGACCUACUCGAAUGCGAUUAUGUUAAAUACUUUCCCAACUGCACCAGUGGACAUUACGCUUCUGUAGCCUGCUCGAACCAUCUGGAAAAUGAAGAUUAUGAAUUAAAGAUCCAUACAUCUGGAAAAGUUACCAUAAGACAUUUUGAUAAUUCGGGCUUUAUCUGCGCUAAUGGUUUUGAUGAUGCAGCAGCGACAGUAAUUUGCAGAGAGAAGGGAUAUAAAGGUGGAUCUGCAUAUUACCAUUCCAGAAAUACUAAAUAUAGCACCGUCCCACUUUUAGGUGUUCCAUGGUUAGCAAACAUUGCGUGCAAUGGAACCGAAUACUAUCUUGGACAAUGUGAAAAAGACAAAUGGGGCUUAGUUGGGACUUGCGAUGAGAACAGAAUACCUGCAGUUUACUGUUACAACCAAACGGGUUUCGUUUUUUCUCUUGUAAAUGAAACAGAUAAUGGUAAUGGACUUGUUGUGUUCACGGUAGAUGAUAAAAGCGGUGCGAUAUGUGUACGCGAUUCCGUUUUUGGAGAACGACAAAAACUUGCAGCCAUUGUAUGUAAACAGCUUGGCUAUGGAAACGGCAGCCUGCUUUUAAAUGGUACUGAAGCUGAGAAUGACGUCGUCGGAAUGGAAAAAUUUCCUGGAAAGUUGGAUAUGUUUAUAACCAAGGUCGAGUGUACCGGAAACGAAAGCAGUAUAACGGAGUGCACGUUUAGGAUUGUAGAAGACUGGUCGACGUUCACUGAAGAUUGGAUAUCGAUAACAACAGAUGGAUGUCACAACUGGUCUUGUAUGAGAGAACGAACUUACAACCGAAUGUAUGCGAUAGAAAAAGAACUCUCGUGUUGGGGAGGAAAACGACGUUUAGCUGUCAAAUGUUUCCUUUAAAACCGUGUAAAUUACGAAAUGCUAAGCAUACAUAAUAUAUAUAGCAAUUGAUAAACAAUACUAUGACCUUAUAUUUAUUGCUAUUACAGGACAGAAAAAUGUAAAAUUUUGUCAGAUAAGCCAAAUGAUUAAAAUACUUGGAAAUAUAAUUUGUAAUUUCCGAUAAUGAGAACAUACUAAUAAACAAGAAAUUUGUUUUUUA